AUGUUGGAAGCGUGGAACCAUAUCAGAUCAAGAAGAAACGAUGCCAUCGAUGCCAAAGAUAUGGCCAUUUGGCUUGGUCAUGUCGAGAACGGGCACGAUGUGGGCACUGUGCCGGCCAACAUCAACAACAGAACUGCCUACCAAAUACGGCUCCGCGUUGUAUCGACUGUGGUGGACCGCAUCCGGUGGGAAGCAAAGGAUGUCGAACUGGCGGUGUUGAUGACACAGUCACCACAGAAACAGGUGCCGACCGACAAGAUGCUCCCGCCGGGAGUGAUCAAUAUAGGCCACAAAUGCGAAACAGGAUUAGCAAUGCGUUUGCGUGAACGGAGGAAGGUACGAGUGAAUUGA
This is a messenger RNA of Exophiala aquamarina CBS 119918, 351 nucleotides long. RefSeq lists its product as uncharacterized. The coding region runs from base 1 to 351 and encodes 116 amino acids. The record is from RefSeq and is a predicted model, not a curated record. Lineage: Eukaryota; Fungi; Ascomycota; Eurotiomycetes; Chaetothyriales; Herpotrichiellaceae. The transcript has a single exon.